GAAACUGCUGGUUUUGUGAUUAUUAUUAUUUUAUAUUAGAACAAAAUUGUUUAAAAUUAUUAAUUAUGCUAUUUGAGAUAUUUGUUUAGAGUAUUUAUAAAUGGCAACAGGAAAUCCAAGGAACAAAGUUGCUCUUAAGCCUGGAUUCUCACUAGUUGGAUGGAUAAGAUUGACAAAUUCAGGGCAAGAUUUAAUUGGUGGACGAAAAGGUUCAAUUUCACUUGAGGAACUAAAACGACAUGAUCAAAUCGACGAUUGUUGGAUGGCAAUUCGAGGAAAGGUCUACAAUGUGACCAGAUAUAUGGAUUAUCAUCCAGGUGGAAGUGAACAGCUUAUGAGAGGUGCAGGAAAAGAUGCAACUAGUUUAUUUGAUGAAUAUCAUGCUUGGGUCAAUAUUGAACAGUUGCUUGCAAAAUGCUUUAUUGGACCAUUAAAGCAUGCGAUUACACUUGAUUUAAGUGAUUUGGAUGAGAAACCAAAAAGUUCUAGGAAAUCGUCUAUAACUUUAUCACCUCCUUCAGCAAUGCUCGGUUCUUUGCCGCCCAUUAAUGAAACAGAUAAAACUGAUAUAUCAGCAAUAAAAGUUCCGAAUGCUCAACUUUAUCCACGCUUUGAUUGGAUACAAAGGAAGAAUGAUUUAAUUGUGUAUUUUUAUUGUAAAAGCUUCUGCAAUCCAGGAAUUAUUAUAGAACAAAUAUGUGAUACAGAAUGCAAAGUUACCAUUUUUAUUGGAAAUGAUGUAUACAUCUUUAAGUUUUCUUUUUAUAAAAACCUAAAAUGGCCAGCAACCCUUAAAAUUAAUCAGGAAACAGGAAAAGUUGAAAUAUCAUUUGAGAAGGAAGAUACUGAUUUAUGGCCAAACUAUGGAAUGCAUGAAAGAAUAACAGGAGGUGGAUAUGGAUAUUGUGAAUUCAUCAUCAUUGAAAAAGAACCCAUCAAUCAUGACUCAUUUGAACUUGUUCUGCGGCCUAAAAGUGAUAAGAUAAUUUAUUAUAUAUCUCUUGGACAUCACGUUGAUUUAAAGCUUAACAUUGAUGGGAAGCAAGUAAUGAGGAGCUACACGCCAAUUCCAGCAAAAUAUGUUUCUCUUAAAAACAGCUUACCGCACAUGAACUUUUUAAUAAAGAAAUACAAUCCAGGGAACAUGUCUAAGCUUCUUUAUGAAAGAAGUGCCAAUGAAAGCAUUCUAGUCUCUAAUCAAUCCGGUUACUUUCAAUUGAGUAACUUGAAAUCUCAUAUUAAUAUCGCACUUUUAUCUGCUGGUUCUGGAAUCACACCUUUUUGUGGUUUGAUUGAUCAUUUAUUGGAAAGAAUUGCUAACAAAGUUGAAAAAGUCGUUUUGUACGAUUUCAAUAAGACGAAAGAUGAUAUUUGGUUCCAUGAUUUAUUUAAUGAAAUUACUGAAAAGGAUAAAAGAUUUACAGUCAACUUUGUUCUUUCCGAGCCAAAUGAAUCAUGGAUAGGAGAAACUGGUAGAAUAUCUGAAAAAAUAUUGGAGGAAUUGCUGAAAUUGGACAUAACAGUAGCCCUGAUUUGCGGACCUUUACUAUUUAAUGCUGAAGCACUUAAAAUUUUGAGUGCAUCCUCGAAAAAAAUAGAAGCAAUAUGCUUCCAAGGAUAAAUAUUUAUGCAUACAUGUUUUAAAUGUUAAGCAGAACAUAAAAUAACCAUACCAUAAUGAAUAAUCGUACCUGUGUAACUGCUUGUGGGUAGAAUAAAG
Messenger RNA from Chironomus riparius, 1720 nucleotides. NCBI's taxonomy places the organism in Eukaryota, Metazoa, Arthropoda, Insecta, Diptera, Chironomidae. The record is from the annotation of a GenBank genome assembly.